AUGGCAGCCCCUGCUCUUGCACCAAUUGGCCAGGAACUUCACAUCGAAAAUGAUGUCCAGCUCCAGUUGGUUCUGUCAAUAUUCCUACUCACCUAUGCCAUUGGGCCGUUCGUCCUAUCCCCGUGCUCAGAAGUAUGGGGCCGAUCGUGGAUAGUGAGGAUUGGAAACUUGAUUUUCAUCCUGUUUACGGCUCUCUGCGGGUUUGCUACGUCAAAAGAACAAAUCAUCGCGUUCCGCUUCUUUGCCGGCAUUGGCGGAAGCGUUACCAUAGGAAUGGGAAGUGGAGUGUUGGCGGAUUGCUGGAAGCCUGAAGAGCGAGGCAAAGGCAUUGCCUUCAUGCAAUUUGCACCGAUCUUGGGCUUGGCUCUCGGACCAAUUGCUGGCGGCUACAUCUCCCAGUAUACCUCAUGGCGUUGGGCCUUCCGGUCCGUCGCUAUCCUAAACGUUUGCGUGCAGCUUGUGGCGUUCCUCUUCCUCCGAGAGACCUACGGCCCACGCCUCCUUCUUCUCAAAGCCAGGAAAAUCCGCAAAGAGACCGGAAACCCAGAUUUCCAGACGAAGUGGGAGAAGGAGCAGCGCAGUCUUUCCAAAAUCCUUCGAAUUAGCCUGGUACGGCCGUGGGCCAUGCUUGCUACGCAACCCAUCAUCCAGAGCCUGGCCGCACUUCAAGCCUUCAACUUUGGCAUGCUGUAUCUCAUCAUCUCUAGUUUUCCACAACUGUGGGAAGAGCAUUACAGCUUCGAAAAGGGCCUGGCCAGUCUGAACUACAUCUCCAUCGCAACGGGGUCCCUGAUUGGAGUCCUGAUCUGUGCUCCUGCCAUGGACGCCGUCUACCAAAGGCUCAAGCACCGUUAUGGCAUCGAGGAAGGCCAGUCAGGACUUCCUGAAUUCCGCAUCCCGUUGAUGAUUCCAUUCUCACUCCUCUCGCCUUUUGGAAUCUUGUUGUUUGCGUGGUCCGCCCAGAUGAAGAUGCACUUUUUGAUUCCGAAUAUUGGUAUCGCGAUAACUAUUGGAAGCAGUAUGGUCUCCUACCAAUGUGUUUCUGCAUACAUUGCCGAUUCAUAUCCGCUACACAGCGCAUCUGCCUCCGCCGCUUGUUCUUUUGUGAGAUCAAUGUGUGCAUUUGCCUUUCCGUUGUUCGUGCCAGCUCUAUUUGGAAACCUGGGCUACGGAAUCGGCGGAAGUGUGCUAGCCGUUAUUGCUGUUGUUGUAGGCAUUCCGGCUCCAAUUCUUCUGUGGCUGUACGGCGCGAAGUUGAGGGCUAUGAGCCGCUUCGGUUCGUAG
Molecule: messenger RNA, 1284 nt
Organism: Colletotrichum truncatum
Lineage: Eukaryota; Fungi; Ascomycota; Sordariomycetes; Glomerellales; Glomerellaceae
Product: major facilitator superfamily transporter
Biological process (GO): transmembrane transport
Molecular function (GO): transmembrane transporter activity
Source: RefSeq, a predicted model, not a curated record